Polypterus senegalus (gray bichir) is the source of this 2577-nucleotide messenger RNA. Its product is annotated as extracellular calcium-sensing receptor-like. Bases 1 to 2577 code for a protein of 858 amino acids. Gene Ontology annotation, molecular function: G protein-coupled receptor activity. NCBI's taxonomy places the organism in Eukaryota, Metazoa, Chordata, Cladistia, Polypteriformes, Polypteridae. Gene Ontology annotation, biological process: G protein-coupled receptor signaling pathway. Gene Ontology annotation, cellular component: membrane. The transcript is spliced from 6 exons. The record is from RefSeq and is a predicted model, not a curated record.
AUGUACCACUGGCCUAUUGUGUUGCUGUUUUCCCUCAUGAAAGCAUCUACAGAAAAACUCUUCUGCACUCUGCGGGGAAAAGCCGAAUUUCCACAAUUAUCAAAGGAUGGACACAUAAUAAUUGGAGGAGCAUUUUCAAUACACAGCAAAGCUUCCAGUACACAGUUUUCCUUUGACACUUAUCCAGAUACUCCCAAGUGCAACAGUCUAAAUUUCAGAGAACUUCGAUUUGCCCAAACUAUGAUUUUUGCCAUUGAAGAAAUAAACAAAAACACACAACUGCUUCCAGGGAUCUCACUCGGCUAUAAGAUUUAUGAUACUUGUGGUUUCAUACCUUUAUCUUUGAGAGCAACAAUGGGCUUAGUAAAUGGGCAAGACGAAACAUUUACUAAUUCAUCCUGUACAAAAACAUCAACCAUCCAUGCUAUUAUAGGAGAAUCUGAAUCUUCCUCAACCAUUGCAAUGACUGCCACAAUUGGACCAUUUCGAAUCCCUGUGAUUAGUCACUUUGCUACUUGUGCCUGCUUGAGCAACAAAAAUGAAUUUCCUGCAUUUUUUAGAACCAUACCAAGUGAUUACUAUCAAAGCCGAGCCCUUGUACAGCUUGUGAAGCAUUUUGGAUGGACCUGGGUUGGAGCAAUACGAAGUGACAAUGAUUAUGGAAACUUUGGAAUGGCAACCUUUAUGAAUGCAGCUCAAAGGGAAGGAGUCUGUAUCGAAUAUUCAGAAGCCAUACACAGAAGUGAUAGUAAAGAAAAAAUUGCUAAAACAGUGAAUAUUAUCAGAAAGUCUACUUCCAAAGUUAUAAUUGCUUUCUUGGCUCAAGGAGAGAUGGAAAUGCUGAUCCAAGAAAUAGCCUUGCAGAAUGUCACUGGUUUACAGUGGAUAGGCAGUGAAUCUUGGGUAACUUCCAGGCAACUGGCAACAGAAGAGAGCUUCCAGGUCCUGGGUGGGGUCAUUGGGUUUACAAUUAGGAAGUCAGUAAUUACAGGGCUGAAAGAAUUUUUGAUAAACCUGCAAAUGUCUGAAGUUUUUGGAAAUGCACUUCUGAAAGAAUUUUGGGAGGCAGCUUUCAGCUGUACUUUAUCAGCCCAUGAUACCAAGACCUAUUCAAAGGCAUGUUCAGGAUCUGAAAGCUUAAUAAAUUUAAACAACACUUAUACUGACACGUCUGAACUAAGAAUUUCUAACAAUGUGUAUAAGGCAGUCUAUGCUGUUGCCCACUCUCUUCAUAAUCUGUUUUCAUGCUCAGAUACCCAAGAUUCUUUUACUGACAAGAAAUGUUUAAAUAAGACAGCAUUUGAACCAUGGCAAGUAACACAUUUUUUAAAGACUGUGAAUUUCACUACCAAAAGUGGGGAGAGAGUUCAUUUUGAUGAAAAUGGAGAUCCUACAGCAAAAUAUGAGUUAGUGAACUGGCAAAAUGACCAAGAAGGCCUCACAAAGUUUAUCACAGUUGGCUUCUAUGAUGCAUCUCUGCCUGUGGAAGAGCAGUUUGUAAUGAAUAAUGUUAGUAUUAUUUGGGCUACUGGUAAGGAUAAGAGGCCUGAGUCAGUGUGCAGUGAGAGUUGCCUCCCUGGCACACGUAAAGCUGUGCAGAAAGGAAAACCUGUUUGCUGUUUUGACUGCAUACCAUGUGCUGAAGGGGAAAUCAGUAACAGCACAGAUGCCAUUGAUUGCUUCACGUGUCAUUCUGAAUACUGGCCAAAUGAAAAAAGGAACACUUGCCUGUUAAAAAAUGUUGAAUUUCUCUCAUUCACUGAAAAUAUGGGCUUGCUGUUGACAGUGAUUUCCUUAUUUGGAGCUAUAACAUCCAUAGUUGUACUGCUGAUUUUCUACUGGCACAAGGAUACCCCAAUUGUUAAGGCCAACAAUUCAGAACUAAGUUUCCUUCUUCUCUUGUCAUUGACGUUCUGCUUCCUCUGCUCAUUGGCUUUUACUGGGGAACCAUCUAACUGGUCUUGCAUGCUAAGGCACACAGCAUUUGGAAUUACAUUUGUCUGUUGUGUCUCCUGUCUUCUUGGAAAAACAGUUGUUGUCUUAAUGGCAUUUAGAAGCACAAUACCUGGUAAUAAUGUAAAGAAAUAUUCUGGUCCUGUACAACGUUUAUGUGUUUUUAUUUGCCCUGGCAUUCAACUGAUAUUAUGCAUUUUCUGGUUAUUACUGUCACCACCUUUUCCAAAAAAGAAUGUUUCAUAUUUUAAGGAAAAAAUCCUUCUGGAAUGUGAUGUAGGAUCAAUAGUAGCUUUUUAUGCUGUAAUGGGGUACCUUGGGUUACUUUCCAUUUUGUGUUUCAUACUUGCUUUUCUAGCUCGUAAAUUGCCAGACAAUUUUAAUGAAGCCAAGUACAUUACAUUCAGCAUGCUAAUAUUCUGUGCUGUAUGGAUUACUUUUGUCCCUGCUUAUAUCAGCUCCCCUGGAAAGUACACUGUAGCUGUUGAAAUAUUUGCUAUCUUAGCUUCAAGUUUUGGUUUACUUUUCUGCAUUUUUGCUCCCAAAUGCUAUGUAAUAUUAUUUAAGCCUGAAGCUAACACUAAAAGGAAUAUGAUUAGUAAAAUGCCUUCCAAAUCACUUUAA